Messenger RNA from Dendrobium catenatum, 2543 nucleotides. RefSeq names its product probable amino acid permease 7. Bases 939 to 2312 code for a protein of 457 amino acids. NCBI's taxonomy places the organism in Eukaryota, Viridiplantae, Streptophyta, Magnoliopsida, Asparagales, Orchidaceae. The record is from RefSeq and is a predicted model, not a curated record. The transcript is spliced from 7 exons. Gene Ontology annotation, cellular component: plasma membrane.
UCCAAAUAAUAUUUUGAUCCUUCCAAAUGUGGUUCGGGCCCCUGAUUUAGACCCAGUUGGGCUUGGGUCGGACCAAUUUUGGUAUUGUUUGGUUUGUCUCUUUGAGACAUUCAAUUUGACAAUAAGUUUGUUGAAAUUGGAUUUCAGAUGAUUCCGAAUUUAAUUUUGAAAGUUUCCAACUUGAAUUUUCCUCGAGAUUCGUGCUCGAUCAAAGGAAUUUUUGAGGACAUAUCAAAUCUUAAAAUCAAUAUUCAAAUUAAUUGCCUAUGUUAUGUUAUUUCUUGCCGAAUUGGAUCAAUUUUCUAAAUAAUAAGUGACAAAGUUGUCUUUUUCUAACUCUAAGCGACAUUAACUUCCUCUUAAAAUAUUCAAUGACUGAAUCAAAAUGUACAGCAAAAAGUAACACCACGUACUUCAAAUAAAAAUUCAAAGCCACGCCUUCCAAAUUUUAACUAAAUUGAUCAACUUUAUUUAUAAUUCUUAUAUUAAUUCAAUUUUUUAAUUCUUCCAAACUCUCCUAUGUAUUUCAAUCUCUUCCUAAAUUAUCUAUUUAUUCGUUUGCUGCCAGCAUAAAAGAAUGCAGCAGAAUCUCUUUAAUUGGCCAAAUAUUUCAAAUAGCAUAAUUUUACUUGGAUUCAAAUUCAUUCUUAUUUUCAGGUGCAAAUUCUAGUCUCCUAUUUAGAUUUCAUUUGAGAUUUGGGAUAAUUUUCUUGUUGUUUUAUAAAAUAAUUUUUUAGUUUAUCUAAAAAAUUUAUUCAACUAGAUUUUUUUUACUAAAAAUCUGCUUUCAAAAGCAGGAAAAAAACUAUCCCAAACAAAAUCUUAAGUUGACUGAGCAAUUGCCUUUCAAUCAUUUAUCCUCUUUAAUCUUCUAAAUUUAUCAUCCAUUUUCUAUAUGUGCAUACACAUGCAUAAAUUCUAUAUGUAUAGUGGGGAGAAUGGCAGCUCAGCACUCUCCUGAGAUAUCUGAUUCCUCUUGCAGUGAUGAUGGAAAAUUAAGAACUGGAACAGUAUGGACAUGUAUAGCUCAUAUCAUAACAGGAGUCAUUGGUGUUGGUGUUUUAUCCUUGGCCUGGAGCACUGCCCAACUAGGAUGGAUUGCAGGGCCUUUGGCCCUGCUAUGCUUCGCUCUAUUGACCUUCAUCUCUUCCUUCUUACUUUCUGACUGUUAUCGAUCUCCACAUCCUGUUAAUGGCACCAGAAACUAUUUUUACAUGGAUGCAGUUAGAGUGACCUUAGGCGAAAAGCAUACUUGGUUCUGUGGGUUUUUGCAAUAUCUGAGCUUGUUUGGAGCUUCUAUUGCAUUUGCUAUUACAACUACAACUUGUAUAAGGGCUAUACAUAGAUCAAAUUGUUAUCAUAAAGAAGGUCACAAUGCUCCAUGCUCAAGUGAAGAUAGCUCAUUCAUGUUGUUGUUUGGCAUUGUCCAAAUUUUUCUCUCUCAGAUUCCAGAUUUCCACAACAUGAAAUGGCUCUCAGUUGUGGCUGCUAUUAUGUCUUUUAGUUACUCUUUUAUUGGAUUUGGAUUAGGCUUUGCUAAAGUGAUUGGCAAUGGAAUGAUCAAAGGUGGGAUUGGAGGAAUCCCUGCACCAUCCACUGCUCAGAAAGUGUGGCGAAUUUCCCAAGCUAUUGGAGAUAUAGCAUUUGCAUAUCCAUAUUCUGUAAUUCUUAUAGAGAUACAGGAUACUUUGAAAUCUCCACCUUCUGAAAACAAAACCAUGAAAAAAGCUUCAAUGGCAUCCAUCAGCAUCACAACCUUCUUCUACCUUUGUUGUGGAUGCUUUGGCUAUGCUGCCUUUGGCGACGACACGCCGGGAAACCUCUUGACUGGAUUUGGAUUCUAUGAACCUUAUUGGCUCAUAGACAUUGCCAAUGCUUGUAUCAUACUUCACCUACUGGGAGGCUAUCAGGUAUUUUGCCAACCAAUCUUUGCAUUCAUUGAGAGAUGGCUAGCCAAGAAAUAUCCUUCAAGCAGUUUUGUUAAUGACUUUUACACCAUCCAGCUUUGGUUCUUACCACCCUACAAAAUCAAUCUAUUCAGAAUCUGCUUCAGAACUCUUUAUGUUGUAUCAACCACAACCCUUGCGAUUGCUUUUCCUUACUUCAAUCAAGUAUUGGCUUUGCUUGGGGCCUUCAACUUCUGGCCAUUAGCCAUCUAUUUUCCAGUAGAAAUGUAUUGUGUUCAAAGAAAUAUAGCUCCUUGGACAUCAAAGUGGAUUUUGCUUCAAGUCUUCAGUGUUGUAUGCUUGCUUGUGAGCAUUUUUGCUUCAAUUGGAUCCAUUGAAGGGCUCUUUAGCGAGAGACUGAAGUGAGCUGGUACUUGGUUUAUAUGAAGCUUUGAUAUAUUUGUAAAAAAUGAAAAGGAAGUUAUGUUUUGUGGAAUUGGUGAUGAGAUGAGAGUGAGAGAGGCAAAAUUUGAAAACAUAAUAUGUGAUGUAAUAUAUCAUGUCCGAUGAAAGUAUUUGCUAUUUAUAGCUAGCUUGUACCCAUAAACAAAAAUAUGUAUCCAUUUCAUGAAACUUCCAAUCAAUAUGAGUUCUCAA